Leishmania braziliensis MHOM/BR/75/M2904 is the source of this 912-nucleotide messenger RNA. RefSeq lists its product as hypothetical. The transcript has a single exon. Lineage: Eukaryota; Euglenozoa; Kinetoplastea; Trypanosomatida; Trypanosomatidae. The record is from RefSeq and is a predicted model, not a curated record. The coding region runs from base 1 to 912 and encodes 303 amino acids.
AUGAGGGACUUGUCAUCGCGCGGCAAGACUGCCGUACUGCUGGUCGCCCUCCUGGCGCUGCUUGGCACGAAAGGGGUGCAGGCAUACUCUGUUCGCUAUGCUGGCAAGGUCUCAUUGAAUGGUAUGAUGAACUUCGAGACAGUGGGCUACUGCGGCCAGGACGACUCAGGGCACUCUAUGAUGCCAAAGUUGCAGAGCUAUCAGACGUCUGCAGCAGAGGUGCUGUCCAACAACAACUUCAACACGGCCCCGAUCGGUGGUGAGUCACGCCAGUCCGCCUGCCUCGACGCCAACUGCACGUGGCAGUUCAACCAUGGUUUGCACUACCGCAAUGAAAUCACGUUCUACUAUGGCGUCGUGUACAAGGAGAAUCUGCUCGGUGGCCCAGCCGAUGGCAUAUACAACAACUUUGCCUCUGGUCAACCAGUCUGGUGGAGCAACGUGAGCUAUUGGGGCGGCCGGCAACCUUACAUGAUGAGCGGCGGCCAGUGGGCGAACGGUAACGUGGUCACGUACUUCACGCAGUGGGUAUGUGAGUAUUACGAGUACCAGUUGUCGGAUGCGUCCAUCUUCCCCACCUAUCCGGACGGUCAAGUCAUCACACCGCAUUUCACGGGCAACUACUAUCACUGCGACAAGGUGGUAGAGCGAGACUCACAGGGUCGCUGGAUCUACCAGCGCUGUAAGGAGCCGUUCCCAUGGUGGGGCGGCCUCGUCAUCGCCAUCGUCAGCCUCAUGGUGGUGGUCGUCAUAAUCAUCACCAUUUGCUGCCUGUCCUUUGGGAGCGAGCGCAGGAAGAUUCGCAAGGAGCGAGAGCGCAAGCUGGAGACGCUGGCCGACAACCCGGCACAAGUGCCGAAUCAGACGCAGGUGGGCCUGGGUCGCACCCCGGCCCACUGCGGCGACGAUUAG